Messenger RNA from Anoplopoma fimbria (sablefish), 786 nucleotides. RefSeq names its product fatty acid binding protein 7, brain, a (gene fabp7a). Gene Ontology annotation, biological process: fatty acid transport. The record is from RefSeq and is a predicted model, not a curated record. Bases 146 to 544 code for a protein of 132 amino acids. Gene Ontology annotation, cellular component: cytosol; nucleus. NCBI's taxonomy places the organism in Eukaryota, Metazoa, Chordata, Actinopteri, Perciformes, Anoplopomatidae. Gene Ontology annotation, molecular function: fatty acid binding. The transcript has 4 exons.
AGAGGCCGACCUUUUGGAGCUGAACUGGACCUGUUGGUGCUGAACUGGACCUGUUGGUGCUGAACUGGACCUGUUGGUGCUGAACUGGACCUGUUGACUGAACUGGACCUGUUGCUGCUGAACUGGACCAGCAGCAUCUGCAAAAAUGGUUGAUGCUUUCUGCGCGACGUGGAAACUGGUGGACAGCCAGAACUUUGAUGAAUACAUGAAGGCACUUGGUGUUGGUUUUGCCACACGACAGGUGGGCAACGUCACCAAACCAACAGUAGUGAUCAGCCAGGAUGGGGACAAAGUGGUGGUGAAAACCCUGAGCACCUUCAAGAACACUGAGAUCUCCUCCAAGCUUGGAGAGGAGUUUGAUGAGACCACAGCUGAUGACCGACAUGUCAAAUCUAUCUUCACCAUGGAAGGAGACACACUUGUGCAAGUGCAGAAGUGGGAUGGCAAGGAGACCAAAUUUGUCAGAGAAAUGAAGGAUGGGAAGCUUGUGGCGACUUUGAGUUUUGAGGGAGUCCAGGCGGUCCGCACAUAUGAGAAAGCCUAACUUUGCAAUCCACUUCAAUGAGCAAAUCAUCCAUACACUGCAAACGAUCAACAAGGUGUUGCCCUUUUUUGUUUUUACAGUAUGCAGUGAUUUGCACUUGAUUUGCCAUUUUAACACAAGAUAAAUAUUUUGUGAAAGCUUUUUGUAAGAUCUUUUGUAAGAAAUUAGGACUGUGAAGGGCCUAAAAGUGUUUUGUUCAGUGUUUGUUAAAAAUUGAAAAAUAAACUGCUCAUCUAAACCUU